ACUGGCGGCAUGUAACCAAGCAUUAGCUAGCAACGCUCACCAUGCUGAAGAUCGUGAUCCUGUUGUCCGCCGUGGCCUGCGCCCUGGGUGGCACCAUCCCCGAAGGUCUCCUGCCCCAGUUGGAUGGUCGUAUUGUCGGCGGUUCUGCUACCACCAUCAGCAGCUUCCCCUGGCAGAUCUCUCUGCAGCGCAGUGGUAGCCACUCCUGCGGUGGAUCCAUCUACUCCGCCAACAUCAUUGUGACCGCCGCUCACUGCCUGCAAUCCGUGUCCACCUCUGUCCUGCAGGUCCGUGCUGGAUCCACCUACUGGAGCUCUGGCGGCACCGCCGUCAAGGUUGCCUCGUUCCGCAACCAUGAGGGUUACAAUGCCAACACCAUGGUCAACGACAUUGCUGUGAUCCGACUGAGCUCUUCGCUUAGCUUCAGCUCCAACAUCAAGGCCAUUAGCCUCGCUUCCUACAACCCGGCUAACGGAGCAUCCGCUGCUGUUUCCGGCUGGGGCACUCAGUCCUCUGGAUCCAGCUCCAUCCCCUCUCAGUUGCAGUACGUCAACGUGAACAUCGUCAGCCAGUCUCAGUGCGCUUCCUCCACUUACGGAUAUGGUAGCCAGAUCAGGAGCACCAUGAUCUGCGCUGCUGCCAGCGGCAAGGAUGCCUGCCAGGGUGACUCUGGUGGCCCAUUGGUCUCCGGUGGAGUUCUUGUUGGUGUCGUCUCCUGGGGAUACGGUUGCGCUUACUCCAACUACCCCGGUGUUUAUGCCGAUGUUGCUGUCCUCCGCACCUGGGUGAUCAGCACUGCCAACAGCAUUUAAGGGGAAUAACCUUUGAGUUGGACGCGUUGAAUUUCUUCAAUAAAAUUUUGCAAUAUAAAA
Drosophila eugracilis is the source of this 872-nucleotide messenger RNA. Its product is annotated as trypsin alpha. The transcript has a single exon. The coding region runs from base 42 to 812 and encodes 256 amino acids. NCBI's taxonomy places the organism in Eukaryota, Metazoa, Arthropoda, Insecta, Diptera, Drosophilidae. Gene Ontology annotation, biological process: proteolysis. The record is from RefSeq and is a predicted model, not a curated record. Gene Ontology annotation, molecular function: serine-type endopeptidase activity.